AUGGAGGGCCCUGAGGGUGUGGGGGGACCUGAGGCGGUAGCAGAGGCCGCCGCCGCCGCCGGUUGUGACUCCUGGAUCCAGAGGGCCUUCGAGCAAGUGCUCGCCUCUUCCUCCUUGAGGCUUUCCCUCCCCACUGGCCGGCCAGUGGCGGUGUUGGCCCUGGAAAGAUACAUGGCGGACGCCCCAUCGCCCGGCACGCCGUCUAAGCCAACUGUUGGUGGCGGUCACGUCCACGUCGCCCCCUCGUCCUCCUACUGUUACGAUGUGACUGUCUGGGACGGCGUGUACCAGGAGAAGUGCCUCCUGGCCCCUGAGCUGAACCCCCUGGUGCACAAGAAUGCCCUGCGCUGUGGCCUGUGGGUGGAAAUCAUGCAGUGUUCGUACAUGUAUAAUGAGAGGAAACUGGGUGCUGGUUUUCUGUGUGUCGAGAAGCUCCGAAUCGUGGGAGCGCCAGGCGUGGACAUCUCCCCAGAGCAAAAAGAAUAUAAAGCAAAACCCAGAGUGCCACUGAAGGGUGCCAAGAAACAUUAUCUUCCUUUGUGGAACAAUGAAGAUCCAUAUGGGGGUGUGUGGGUAGAAAAGAAGCUUUCACAGGAUGUUUGUGUUGAUGAUUCCAAACUUACUUCGCUCUCUCAUCUGGAGAUGAGCUGGAGGACCAAAAUGAGUUUCCCACCCUUGCUUGUUAGAGUCCUGCAUAAAGCCAGAUUGCGGUACUAUGGGAAACCUGACACAAAACUAGAUGUGCCAUACCAGGCUUACUUUGAAGUGGCAGAUCAUUCUGGUAUGAUGUCAGUGGUCCUGUGGAAUUCCUUAUGCCUUGAAUGGUAUAGCAGUAUGAAGAUUGGUACAGUGCUGCUACUUCAUCAAUAUGCUGUCAAAACAAGUUAUCCUUUCAAAACACAGCCAACUCCUGGGGAUUUGCAUAUGAAGAGAUUCUCUUCAAUAGAAAUCUCCUUGAAUGUUCGAGAUCCUCCAACUAAAAUUCACAUUAUUCCAGAAAGUAAGGUUAAAAAAGAGUGGAAGUUGCCUGAUGUUAAAUACCGUUUCAUAACAAGGUCAGAACUAGAUAACUUACCAAACAAUCAUUCCUGUGAUAUUAUUGGACUUGUAAAAUAUGUUGGAAGGACUGAACGUACCAGAAAAAGAGAAUAUGGGGAAGAUUUCUGGAUCCAUCGUUGGGUACAUGUUGUUGAUGGGACCUCAGAAGAACCUUUCAUACUGGAAUUGUUUGCUACUUCUCAGCCAGAGAUUUUUGAACAAAUUCACCCAAUGACAUAUUUGGUGUGUACUCAGAUGAGGGUGGUACGAGAUACUGUUGAAAGUGGCUUCACGACUUACCUGACAACAUCUAAUGAAAGUCAAAUGUUUAUUACAGGGUGGCACAAAGGCCAGCCGUAUACGAAAGAUACCAAAGUGAAAAGCUUUAUUCAGUGGAUUAACACUCAGAAGGAAGAUUAUCAUAUGGAGAAAACAGCAAUUGGUGGAUAUUAUCCUUUCCCACCAGUUCCAAAUACUUUUUCAAAGUAUUGCAAAAAUAGUAAAGUUGAAUCAGUUUUGACAACCAUCAGUGAAAUGGAGAAGGAGAUUGAAAGUCUGCACUACAGGGAGCACAAACGCAUUGCUAUUCAGGGGAUAAUUAGUGCUAUAAGAUAUGUCAGCUGUGGCAGAACAUCUCAAGAUGCUUCAGGAGUGGAAGCAAUACAGAUUAACAAGGAGCCAUUGUUUCAGAGUUCUGUGUCAAAAAGUAACCGAGUUAAGGAAGGAAGGAAGAAGUUUCAACCAUUGAGAGAAACAAGAUCUGUGCAAAGGUCACCGCCAUCUAUGCAGGAGCAGCAAUACGUAGUAACCAAAAAAUCUCCAGCAAAGAGAAAGAGUGAGACUGUGGAGAAAAGAGAAUCUCCUGGGUCUAAAAGUCCGUAUUUCACAAGAUCAGCAGGCAAGAAAACCAUGAUGCAUACAGACUUGAAAGAAAAUUGCCUUUCAAGAAAAAAAAGUCAAGAAGAGACAGAAUUAACCCAGCCUUCUAGAACAGGUAACAAAGAAAAGUCUAAUGUGCCUGAAACAGUUCAAGCGGAAAGGAUAUGUCAUAAUUCCUGGCAAAGUGCUCUCUGGACAGCCGUGAAAGACAAUUUAACACAACACUUGCACUACAGCAGAGUCUCCCCAGAAAGCUUUCCUUGUAAAUUUGAGUACAUGCACAAAGAAUUCCUUAUGCAACGAUAUAAUCUUCAAGCCGCCCAAUGCAAGCCAAAAGAAUGGAAAACAAAAGAAGGAAUGGAUUGCUUUGAAAACACUUGUCCCCUCGAAUACUAUGAAGUGGCUAUUCUUGGCAUAAAUCAUGACAUAGCAGUAGAUGUUGCCUUCCUGCCUGUGUGUUGCCCUGAAGAUUCCCAUUUAUUCCGAGCAGAAGACGUAUUAAAUGAUGCAGUACUGACCAGCGUGAGUGGUACUCCGUGUCAGCAGGAGGCCAUUAACAAAGAAGGGCUUUCUGAGUUAUUUUCACUUUCAGAUGAAGUUGUAAAAGCAGCUGCUGACCUGGAAAAACAACGUGUCGUCUGUAUUCUGGAUGUCUGUUCUUUGAGUGAAGAUGAAGUUGAAGUCUUCCUUAAUAAAGUGUAUAAAGUUACAGAAGCUGAUAUAACAAACCAAACAUAA
Messenger RNA from Euleptes europaea (tarantolino), 2655 nucleotides. It is a transcript of the gene RADX, whose product is annotated as RPA1 related single stranded DNA binding protein, X-linked. Gene Ontology annotation, biological process: regulation of DNA repair. Gene Ontology annotation, molecular function: single-stranded DNA binding. The transcript is spliced from 15 exons. Lineage: Eukaryota; Metazoa; Chordata; Lepidosauria; Squamata; Sphaerodactylidae. The record is from RefSeq and is a predicted model, not a curated record. The coding region runs from base 1 to 2655 and encodes 884 amino acids. Gene Ontology annotation, cellular component: replication fork.